Messenger RNA from Lineus longissimus, 4620 nucleotides. Its product is annotated as protein BTG3-like. The coding region runs from base 175 to 822 and encodes 215 amino acids. The transcript has 4 exons. The record is from RefSeq and is a predicted model, not a curated record. Gene Ontology annotation, cellular component: nucleus; cytoplasm. Gene Ontology annotation, biological process: negative regulation of cell population proliferation; negative regulation of mitotic cell cycle. NCBI's taxonomy places the organism in Eukaryota, Metazoa, Nemertea, Pilidiophora, Heteronemertea, Lineidae.
AAAAACCUGUAAAUAGAGAAAGUCGGAACGUGGAGAUCGCAAAAUAACUCUAAAACGAAUCAAAAUUUCGGCGUUAAAACUUUGAUUCUGCCUUUGUUAUCAACAUCAUUUGGUAAAAGAACAGUCACCAACAGAAUUUGAUCUACAUUCUUAUGAGACACAAACACCAUCGGCAUGAAGGACGAAAUUACUGCAGCGGUGCUAUUUCUCACUCGGUUAAUGCGAAAAGCUGACACUAUGACGAAUGACCACCUGGAAGAGUUCAAAUCAAAGUUGAUAUCAAUUUUACAAAGCAAGUUUGAGAACCAUUGGUACCUGGAAGAACCAACAAAAGGCCAGGGAUACCGGUGUAUUCGGAUCAACGAGUUUGAGCCCAUUGACCCGGUGAUAGCUCAAGCAGCAAUUGAUUCAGGGGUGCAGUACCGGGACCUGGGUUUACCCCUUGAGUUCACGCUAUGGGUUGACCCAACAGAAGUCUGCUGCAGGUUUGGCGAGAGUAUAGGUUCUUAUUGUACGGUUGCCACCUUUAAAGAUGACAACAAAGAAAACAAGGAUAACAUGGACAUCACCAAGCUCAUCGAACAAACCACGGCGUUAACCCACAACGACAACACCAACUCGAACAGUCAGCGGCCGCUGGUGAACAAUCAUAAAAAAAAUGUGCAAAACAACAACGCCAGCAAGAAUAAGAACGCAGGACAGAAAAAACAAAACACGAACAACAAACAGAAACAAGGCCAGAGUUCGUCGAAACAUCACACGAAGGACCGAUUUCACUGGGUGCGGGACUCUGGAUCGCCAGCAGUGAAAGUCCAUGCGUAAUUGAGUUCAUGGUUUGUUUUUACAGGUUUUUUGGUGGCCAGUUCAACAUGUGCUGAGAGGAUUCGUACGUGAACAAUUUAUCAUUCUUUCAAUGAAGAAAGAUGCUGUUCGUUUCUUAAGGAAUUUAAGAAAACAGCUCAGAGAAAAUAAAAAAUAACUGCAUUUAACGUGUUUAAAAUUUGUUUUUGUUUAGAAUCAAUGCAGAAAAUUAUGUUACUUGUUUUCCUCAUUUGUAUCAGCUUGUCAAAUUUGGAAGCAAUAUUCUGUCUAGUCUUUUGAUGCCUCAUAAAACAAAUGGAUGUUUUAGAGUGCAAGUUUGGUGAAAAAAAAGAAAAUACUUCAAAAUCAAGAAGAAGGUUUUUAUAUGUAUGUAUAAGUUAUCAAUUUAUUAACUUUUUCUCUCAAUGAAUGAACUGCAUAAAUUGUCAUCAGUUCGAUUUUCUGAAUCUGUUUUUGAAAGGCCCUCCCAGCCCUUGUUUAAACCCUUGGCCAGAUUUAUAGCAUUUUACACAUGCAUUUUCUACGUACAUGUCUGUUGGUGUACAGAUAUUUUUAGUCUAGUGUUUUACGCGACUUUUCUUAUUCGAGUUAUAGCAUUUUGUAGAAAAAAGGAAAAAACUUGAAACAUGGCCGAUUUACCGGUACACCUAAUGCUGCUAGGAAAAGUGCAUUUUAAAUGGCUCGUUGAAUGGACGUGGAGUUGGAUGACAGCAGGGUGCAUGUCUGUGUAAUUUGUUGCUAGUAGAUCAAUGUGAGUUCAUGACAUUAUUUCUUAGCACACCAUCUUUGGGUCAUGACAUGGGUGGGAAAAUUUUGAAUUUGUAAACAAUUAGGCAAUAGUCUUGUGAGUCCUAAGGGGGGGGGGGGGGAUUCUUAAAAUGCAGCAAGUUACACAGAACUGUUCCUUGUGAAUUCUGUUUAUUUUGGUGUUUUGAUUAGUUUAAUAUAAAUCCUAGAAUCUUUUGAUGGUGUAUGCUAAUGUAAUCGUAAUGUGUAUAUAGUCCAUGGUUGCCAACUUGUAAGAGUCUCAGAACAUGUUAACAUUGCUUGAGUUGAUAGAAGUUGUGAUCAAAUCAAGUUGUUUUUGUGAAUCAAAAUGAAUUGUUAGAUACAGUUAUUUUUCAUAGUUGUCAGCCUUGACCAUUUUGGAAACUUGAAAAUGGAAUUUUUGCGACUUCUGCAUAUUUUAUGCUUCAUUCCAAGUGAUGCUGAUCUCAACAAUGUGCUUCACAAGUAUCGCCAUUUUCAAAGGCAACAAGGUGAUAAUUAUGAUAUUGUUAGCUGAGUCAAGUAUAGUUUACGUUGUGAAAUCUUACAGAGCCUUUAAUCUGGGUGCUCUCAAAUGGUGCUCGGAUUAGUUGAGGUUGUUUAGACGUUACCAUGGUAACUAUUUUUAGACGUUAUUUGAGUAGGGUUGGCACUGCUUGGGUUAACAGUUUCAACAUGUUCUAUAAAAUGGUUCCUAUCGAACACAUCAAUGUUUUCGAACCUGUCCCUUGAUUAUUUCAUGAUAUAUUGAAAGUCAUUUUAGUACACCCAGGUACCAUUGUUUAUAAUUUUCUUACACUGCUCGGGAUUUUAAGGCUCUGCCAGCCCUACCAAAUAUAUUUUUGUGUGAGUAUAAUUUAGGUAACUAGGGCAAUAGAAUAUUUAGCUUUUUGUGUAUCGUACAGUGUCCUUUUUAAAUCAACACAUUGGCUUGUCAAUAUUUCAUCUAAUAGGGAACAAAAGAUCAUUGCACAUUUUGAAAGGCCCUAAAAUAUUGCAAACAGAAUCACACCUUGUUUCUUGUUGUGAGAAUCACACAGCUCUUUUCUUUUCACCCACCUCACCUGUAUUGAAAUUCCAAGAAUUUAAACAACUGCAUUAUAAAAUUCUGCAGUAUUGGCUCGCAGGCUUUGUGCCAUCUUGACUGAAUUGACUUCAAACAUUGAUAAAACCGAGCAGAAUUUUUACUUUUCCCAACCUUUGGCUCAGCUGUCACUGUUGGGAAUAGCCAAGUCAAGAGCCUUUCCAAAUCAUGUGAUGAUCUCCUGUUUCCCAUUCGUGGAUGUACUUGUUACUGCCAUAACAGGUAUGAUUGUGUACAGUCUAGCUCAUAAAUAUCAACACCUACACGUUCUUCUUAUGUUCUUCAUACAGUCAGUGUCUUGCUCAAUUUGCUGAAGACCACACAGGAAAUGGCGCAUUAGUUUGGGUGAUAUCAGCAGUGUAUUACACUGCUGGUGAUAUGGAUGGUUGUAUGUGGUACAUGUAGCUGUUGAAGUGAGCUGGGCCACCCACCUUCUUUUUGCCGUCACAUCAAUCAAGAUUUUGUGACGUCGUUUCUUAGUAUUCCAAUUGGUAGUUCCCUCAUCAUUCCUAGUUCUCGUGUUCCGUUUCUUCUUGCAGCGCUUUAAAUUCUGCCUUCUUAUAAAUGUUUUAGCGAGGUCAGAUCUGGAAUAUUUUAAUCAAGUUUUACUGGCAGCCUUAUCCCUUGGAUCUACAAUGCGUCAUGUAUUUACCUGGCAUAUUAUUCAUUGUUUAUAAGGUGAUUCAUACCAUAUCCUGUUCUAAGAUCCACUGACUGUGACUACCACGGAUAGAUUUACUGUAAGUGUAAUGGCAGUAAAAAGUCUCUCUUCUACUGUGCUUUUAACUAAUCAGUUUUACUUCAUGUUGUAAAGGAUUCCAGUUUGUUAUGGUCGAAUUAUAUCAUUGUAAAACUUAGAAUACCAGUUUAUAAGAAAACAAACUGCUGCUUAACCAAAAGGAGUUUGUUUCUUACAACCAUUCCAUGUACGGUAUGUGAGGGGAAGAUUUCUACGUGCUACAUUUUGUGUGCACUGUAUUUAUGGCAGUUUGCUCAGUCAAGUAUACAUUCGUUUUUCAACCAAGGUAGUAAAAUUCAGACGGAUAUUAAGGACGAGUCAGUCCUCCAUCAGAGAAAGCCUGCUGGUCAGAGUCUCUUUUGAGGGCGAAUUCGUCGAUAUCUUCUCAUUUCUUAUUCUAUUCAGGUUCUCAGAAGCCAGCUCCGUUCUGAAAUUGAAUAACUAGACACUUUGAAACAUUGCAUCUUUGCAGCCACGCUUAGCCAUAAUUCAUGAUGAUAGCUUUCGAUGUAGUUUUAUAUCAAGUAAUGUUUCUCACCAUGUUAGCCCUCAGGUUAUCAAUACAGGGUCAGUCAUGAUUGAUCUCAAUGUGUAGGUAGCUAGACUGGUAGCGUCACAGAUAUUGUAAGUUUUAUGGUCAUAUUGUAAUCUGGAUGUUUUUGCUCAGUUUAAACUUGCUGUUUGUGACGAGAUGGUCAGGAGCUUUUCAGCUACAAAGAGUACAUGCAUGUUACACCUCCAUGAAUCAUUGGUCUGUACUUAUCACUGAUCUUACAUGUUGUGCUAAGUCGCAACAACUCCUGACUGUCUUUACAGCAGUACAGCAUUGAGAAGAAAUGUCUUGAAAUCUAGAUUUAUGACUCGGAACCAACUUUUCUAGACUGAUCCAAAAUUGAUGUCGCUGUAUUUGAAUGUUGUCCCUUCUUAUUCAAAACUGUAACACCGAAGGCCAAAUUUCCUGAGUAGAAGGCUUAUUGAACUGCAUGAAGCUAGAAGUAAGUAAAAUUUGAUCAAUCUCAUGAAAAUCUCAUGAAAUUUUCCUCUUUUCACUCUCCUACAACAUGGUCAUAACUCUCCAAUGGUGUAGCUCAUUGUGUUAAUGUACAGUAGAUUCUACAGAGAUGACGAGCAGUGUACCACUAGCCUGUAAUUGCUAGGCGUUAUUUAUUCUUAUAAUAAAUCUACAGUUUUAUUAUGCAUAUGAAAA